CAGACAUCAAGGAUAAUAUAAUUACUGCUAUAUUGUCUCUUGGAUAAUAACUAUAAAUAGUUAUAGAAUUAUGUAUAGGCAAUCUUAUCAACGUGGUGUGUUUUCUAUUUUUUAUAGCGUGGGCUCUAAGCCUCUAGCACUUUGGGAUACAGUCACUCGAGACGGGUACAUAACCAAAUUUUUGGACGAAGAUAUAAAGUCUACCGUUCUAGAGAUAGGAGGCACUAAUGUAAGUACAACGUACAUGAUAUGUCCUAAAGGCAACGCCGUACUUGGAAUAUGCAUGCCGUUCUUAGUAAUGAUAGUUAAAAACUUGAGAAAAUAUUUUUCUUUCGAAGUAACUAUAUUAGACGAAACUGGAACAAGAAGGAGAUUUCGCGUUUCUAACUUCCAAAGUCAAACUCAAAUAUUACCAUUGUGCACUGUGAUGCCUAUUGGCCUUAGCGAGGGUUGGAACCAGAUCCAAUUCAAUCUAGCAGAGUUCACAAGACGAGCGUAUAAGAAACAGUUCAUAGAAGUACAAAAGGUGAAAAUCAAUGCUAACAUUCGCCUAAGAAGAAUAUAUUUUGCGGAGCGACUCAUUCCAGAAGAUCAACUACCAGCAGAAUAUAAACUAUUUUUCCCUUUGAAAUCUUUACCAGGAAGUUUUAAACAAAAAGGAAAAGGAAAAGAUAAAGUAGACGAAAAAGAUAUUAAAAUAGAUGAGGUUAAAGAGGACGAUAAAGAGAAGAGUGCUGCCAUUGAUACUGUAGGUACAGGAGCAGGUGAAGCUGAAGGUCCAGUUGCAGCUGCAGUUGCAAGUGCAGGUGCAGGUAUAGGUGAAGGGGAAAAAGGUGAGACAGCUGAAAUAGAAGGAGAGUUGUCAAAGAAAUCGGGAUCGGCUUCCAAAGUAAGAGUCUCAAUACAAGUUAUCAAAACAGCGUCACAAGCACCACCAUAUGAGGAUAGAAGUUCUCAAAUGUUCCACGUACACGAAGAUCCACUUGAUCGGGUCGAGGCAUCAACAAUGGUGCCUGGAUUGUCUGAACAGUUACCGCAGGUUGGAAAAGAGGAUUCGGAACAUAACUUAGCACCAAUUGCCUUAUCAACCGUCGCAUCUACUAAAGGAUCAACAGAAGAUGAUGCCAAGAUUAUGGAAACGAUUCUGCCUGAAGCAGCUGAGGAUCAAGCAAUAGUAGCACAGACUGAAGGUGUACAAAGCGGAGUCACUGUUCUCACUGAGAUCACUGAGGUCAAUGAACAGGUAGAAAAUGAACUAGUAGAAUAUACUGAAGUUAAUGAACCAGUUCAAUAUACUGAUGUUAGCGAGCCAGUAGAAAAUACUGAUGUUAGCGAGCCAGUAGAAAAUACUGAAGUAAGUGAACCAGUAGAAAAUACUGAAGUAAGUGAACCAGUAGAAAAUACUGAGGUCAGUGAACCAGUAGAAUAUACUGAAGAACAACCUGUUGUAGAACAACUGAAUUAGGUUUUCAAUUGUUUGUCUGUUUUAUUAGUACUAAUACUUAUUCCAUAUGAUAUACAUUGAAAUGUAUACUAUAGUUGUUUAAUGAAUAGAAUAUGUUCUAUUUUAUGUUAGAUUUAAAGUUAUGCAGAGAUGUAAG
Molecule: messenger RNA, 1601 nt
Organism: Spodoptera frugiperda (fall armyworm)
Lineage: Eukaryota; Metazoa; Arthropoda; Insecta; Lepidoptera; Noctuidae
Exons: 1
Coding region: 71-1465 (464 amino acids)
Biological process (GO): regulation of cilium beat frequency involved in ciliary motility; cilium assembly; positive regulation of cell motility
Cellular component (GO): motile cilium; ciliary basal body
Source: RefSeq, a predicted model, not a curated record